CCCGCGCGGACGCCGGGCCGGGCGCUCGCCCUCUCGCUCGCCCUUGCGCGCGCCCCGCGCCCUCCGGCGCGCCGGCGGGACCAUGAAGAAGUUCUCUCGAAUGCCCAAGUCGGAGGGCGGCGGCGGCGGCGGCGGAGCGGCGGGUGGCGGGGCCGGCGGGGCCGGGGCCGCCUUCGGCUCCGGCUCCGGGAGCUCGUCCGUGGGGGUCCGCGUGUUCGCGGUCGGCCGCUACCAGGUCACCCUGGAGGAGUCGCUGGCCGAAGGUGGAUUUUCCACGGUUUUCCUGGUGCGGACUCAUGGUGGACUUCGCCAUGCGUUGAAGCGAAUGUAUGUCAAUAAUGUGACAGACCUCAACAUUUGUAAAAGGGAAAUUACAAUUAUGAAAGAGCUGUCUGGUCACAAAAAUAUCGUGGGUUAUUUGGACUGUGCUGUUAAUUCAAUUAGUGAUAAUGUAUGGGAAGUGCUUAUCUUAAUGGAAUAUUGUCGAGCUGGGCAGGUAGUGAAUCAGAUGAAUAAGAAGCUGCAGACAGGUUUUACGGAGCCAGAAGUGUUACGAAUAUUCUGUGACACCUGUGAAGCGGUCGCAAGGUUACAUCAAUGUAAGACUCCAAUAAUUCACCGGGAUCUGAAGGUAGAAAAUAUUUUGUUGAAUGAUUGUGGAAACUAUGUACUUUGUGACUUUGGCAGUGCCACUAAUAAAUUUCUUAAUCCUCAAAAAGAUGGAGUUAAUAUAGUAGAAGAAGAAAUUAAAAAGUAUACAACUCUGUCAUACAGAGCCCCCGAAAUGGUCAACCUUUAUGGAGGGAAGCCUAUCACCACCAAGGCUGAUAUCUGGGCACUGGGGUGUUUACUGUAUAAACUUUGUUUCUUCACUCUUCCUUUUGGUGAGAGUCAGGUUGCUAUCUGUGACGGCAGCUUCACCAUCCCAGACAAUUCUCGUUACUCCCAUGACAUACACUGCUUAAUAAGGUUCAUGCUUGAACCAGAUCCAGACCGUAGACCUGAUAUAUUUCAAGUGGCCCACUUUGCAUUUAAAUUUGCCAAAAAGGAUUGUCCAGUCUCCAACAUCAAUAAUUCUUCUAUUCCUUCAGCUCUUCCCGAACCGAUGACUGCUAGUGAAGCAGCUUCUAGGAAAAGCCAAAUAAAAGCCAGAAUAACAGAUACCAUUGGACCAACAGAAACCUCAAUUGCACCAAGACAAAGACCAAAGGCCAAUUCUACUACUGCCACUCCCAGUGUGCUGACCAUUCAAAGUUCAGCAACACCUGUUAAAGUCCCCGCUCCUGGUGAAUUUGGUAACCACAGACCGAAAGGAGCCCUGAGACCUGGAAACAGCCCUGAGAGCUUAUUGGGUCAGGGGCCCACUCAGCAGCCUCCGCAGCAGCAUAGGGUACUUCAGCAACUACAGCAGGGAGAUUGGAGAUUGCAGCAACUUCAUUUGCAGCAUCGUCAUCCUCACCAGCAGCAGCAGCAGCAGCAGCAGCUACUUCAGGAUGCUUAUAUGCAGCAGUACCAGCAUGCAGUGCAACAGCAGCAGAUACUGCAACAGCAGUUUUUAAUGCAUUCGGUGUAUCAGCCACAAGCGUCUGCAUCGCCUUAUCCCGCAAUGAUGCAGCAGUAUCAGCAGGCUUUCCUGCAGCAGCAAAUGCUCGCUCAACGUCAGCAGUCUCCACAGCAGGCAUCACCAGAGUAUCUCACCUCCCCUCAAGAGUUCUCACCAGCCUUGGUGUCCUACACGUCGUCACUCCCAGCUCAGGUUGGAACCGUAAUGGACUCCUCUCAUUGUGCCAAUAGGUCAGUUGCUGAUAAAGAGGCCGUUGCUGCAGAUAUUACAAAUCAGAAGAACAUCAGUAACCCACCUGAUAUGUCAGGGUGGAAUCCUUUUGGAGAGGAUAAUUUCUCCAAGUUAACAGAAGAGGAACUGUUGGACAGAGAAUUUGACCUUCUAAGAUCAAACAGGCUCGAGGAGAGAGCAUCCUCUGAUGAGAGUGUAGAGCCGCAUUCUGCUCCCCAUCCUCAUCCUCCAGGAGAUCCUUUUGGUUCUGUUCCUUUCAUUUCUCACUCAGGUUCUCCUGAAAAGAAAAUUGAGCCUGCAUCCACGAAUCAAGGCAACAGCACUGCAAACCCCGUCAAGCAUAGAAAAGCAAGCCCCUUGUCUAAAGACCCGCGGACUGGAAAGAAACCCCCGGAGACCUCGUCCUUGCCCGGCCAGGGGCCGAAGGGGGCCGAGGAAUCGGAGAGUGAUUUCGAGUCAGACCCCCCUUCCCCGAAGAGCAGCGAGGAGGAGGAGGAGCAGGACGAGGAGCCCGAGGAGGAGGGCGGCCUCCAGGGAGAACCGGGAGAUUUUAACGACGACGAUACUGAGCCCGAAAACCUGGGGCACAGACCGCUGCUCAUGGAUUCCGAGGACGAGGAGGAGGAGGAGAAGCACAGCUCCGACUCGGACGACGAGCCGGCCAAGGCCGCCGCCAGCGCCGCCAGCCCGGGCCGCCGAGCCGCCGCUGGCAGUGGGCCGGGCCGGGACCCCGGGGCGCCGCGCCUCGCGCCCGCCCGGCCGCCCUCCGCCGCGGGGCCCGCGGCCGCCCAGCCCGAGGUCGACGUCUUCGGCGCCGUGCCGUUCUUCUCGGCGCGCGCCCCGCAGCCCCGGCAGGGAGAGCGCGCCCAGGCCCCGUGCCCCCGGGGCCAGCCCGGCCCGGCGGCGCCGGUGGAGCCCGAGGAGUUCGACGUCUUCACCAAGGCGCCCUUCGGCAGGAAGGGGACGGGGCCCGAGGCCCACGGCCUCCGCGCCGGGGCCGCCAGUGUGGACGUCUUCGGCUCCACUCCGUUCCAGCCCUUCGCCGCGGCGGCGAGCCGGAGCGGCAGCAGCGAGGACCUCUUCGGGCUGGUGCCCUUCGAGGAGAUAGCCGGGAGUCAGCAGCCGAGAGGCAAGCCGCGGAGCCUGCAGAAGCUGACCUCUCGCCAGCGGCGCCCGAAGCAGGACGCGGCCAAGAGCAACGGGAAGCGGCACCACGGGCCCGCGGGCGGCGCCAAGAAGCCGGCCAAGCCCGCCUACCGCACCCCCGAGCGGGCGCGCAGGCACCGGCGGGCCGGCCGCCGGGACUCGCAGAGCAGCAGCGAGUUCCUCACCGUCUCCGACUCCAAGGAGAACAUCAGCGUGGCCCUGCCCGAUGGCCUGCCGGCCGAGGACAGCCUCCUGGACCCCUUCGGGGCCAAGCCCUUCCACCCCGCGGACCUGCCCUGGCACCCCCCGCACCAGGGCCUGGGCGACAGCAACCCCGUUCUGCCCGGGCGGCCGAGGCCCGGUUCACUGCACGGGGCCUUCCACGGCGCAGAGGCCCUGAAAAUGGAUGAUUUUGGGGCCGUGCCCUUUACAGAGCUGGUGGUGCAGGGCCUCGGAUCCCAGCAGCCCCAGCAGCCACAGCCGGGCGACUUAGACCCGUUCGGGGCAGCUCCGUUUCCUUCUAAACAGUAGAUGACUUGCGAGGCGCUCUUGGCAUUAACUCCUGUUUCCAAAAAAAAAAAAAAAAGAAAAAAAGAAAGAAAAAAAGUAUGAAUAGUUUUAUGACUUUGAAAGAAAAUUAUUUGUAUAGCCCUUUAUAUCAUUCAUUCUUACAGGUCAAUCAGAAUAGAUGAUUUUUAAAUAAACCAAAUGGAAAAAGGAAGCAUCUGCACAGGGUAGUGACUCCACGCCUCUUCCACGCAGGAGCAAAGGGAGCGACGCGGCGACUCUAACCCAGGGGUUCGGCCACUGACCGGCCAGCACAGGAGUCCAGGGGAAGCGUGCGGGCCCUUUCCCGUCGUGUAGCCCCUGAAAGGGCCUGGAAAGCUGCGGCGUCAUUUUUAUAACCGAAGGUCACUUUUGUGCGCAUAUCCCAGGCUCGUUCCAGGAUCCAGCAUUUAAAACUGAGGUUCUUUGCAACAAGUUGCAUUUGCGGAUUUUUUUCCCAAGGUCUCUUCUAAUUUCCUCAUGGUAAAAAAAAAAAAAAAAAAAAAUCCACUUCUCAUGAAGCAUGAGAAAGUGUUAUCAUAGGGAGAGUGCAGAGGUUUUAGUCCUUAGACCUUUUUCUCUACAAAGCAGAGCCAGACAUCACUGACUGCUGUGCCUAAAACUUUCAUUUGAAAAAACAAGUGCCAUUACCGUGGAAUAUCUACGUAGAAGCUUAGAACAAAAACUAGAGAGAAAUAUCUGACGUGUGAAAAAAUGUAAGAGAAAAAAAAAUGAUACAGAGGAGAGAAAAAGCAGUCCUUUGGGAACACUUUAUGUUCCGGUUUUGAAUGGCUUCUUGCUCAAAACUUUUAUUAUCAUGUCCCUGCUAAAGCAGAUUAUUGGGAAGAGUGGGAGUGAGGACAAGGGUCAUAUAGAAAUUUUAUUUUAGGAAAAAAAAAUACGUAGCUGAAACUCCGAGUUUUUGAGAGGUCAAAUCAUGUUGCAUUUAAUAACGUCCUUUAUUAAAUUACACCUUCCCCAACUAUUCCCCAAGUCGUGAGCAGCAAUUUUUGAGUUAGGUCUGGAGGGUGGAGUAGUUUUAAUAAAGUGCACAGAACAGUGAAACCCACAAAGCCUUAUGGGCAGGACUCGCUCCUGCCGCAAGUACCUCUGCACUGAUACUCAAGAUCUGAGGGUGGCUGCAAGGUGGCAGGUGUCAAGGGGCCAGCAUCUAAACUCUGGUAGUUAGCUGACUGUCUUUAGCGAAAAGAACCCAGCUACGAAAUGGCUUUUUUUUUUUUUUUAAAUAACACCACAAAUCCUAAUUAGAAACUUGAGAUUUUAUAGAAAUCAUUUAAUAAGAUAGAAAUUAAGUAUAUGAAUUAAUGGAAAUACGGUAUCUGUGCUUCCUGCAUCUCUGACUGUUUUAAGUUAUAAUUAACUGUCCUUCCCUAUCCAGUUAACAGUGAGCAGUUUCUAGAACCAUUAAAAGGAUUUACAAAAAGGAGGAAACUUAUCAACGGGCACUCUCCUUGAUUGCUGUAUUUUAAAUUAACUCUCUUUGAGCCCAAUUAAAUUUUCUGAGUAAUCUUAUCAGAAUCUCUUAAUUAUAGCACCCCAACUGGGAUGAGCUAUAAACUUGGAAAGAAGCAAAACACAUGUAACUAAACUAUAUAUUUUUGAUUGCUUCUCUUUUCUCUUUUAAAUCAGACAGAAACCUGUGGACAAACAGAAGCAGCAUGUGAAUCGCAGUGUAGCAGGGGCAGACCUCGCAUGACCUUACUGCUUAAAAGCUGUACCUGUAAAGCCCGGCUGCACCAGUUAACUUCUCCUUGUGCCAAAGGCAAAACUUAUGUUUGCACCUUUUUUUUUUUUUUUUUUUCUGGUUCUCAGGUUGAUUAAUACUGCUAAUGCAAAUGCUCAAGUAGAUUUCUUUGAAACUUUACAAAGUAGGUUCAAGCGAUACUUUUAAAAGUGAAGAGUUGAUGAUUAUAUAUAGUCAAUCCAUGAACUACAGUAGGUUUGUAUCAAACAGAAGUUUUUUUUUUUAAAUGAAAAUCUGUUGGUUGAUAUGUACGCAAUAUGCUUCUUAGACUAUUCUAGUCCUUAGCUGUGGUCUCUGCUAGAUGUCCAGACUUUCACGGUGGAGAAGGGGUAGGGAUGAAUUCGUGUGGUCUCCUUGGGGUGGAAACAUGACAUACCUGGAGGGUGAUACCAAGGCCUUGCUUAUGCUUGUUUUUCCAUACACUGAAUAAUUUUAAAUGAUUUAGACACUUUGGUGUAUAAUGCUGAAUGAAUUCUAAGGAAACACUGACACUGUUUACAAUAGUUACAUUCUUAGGUUUAUUGUAUCACAGCCCAGUGACUUUCCUCUUGAGAUUGUAGCUCAGAGGAAACAUUCAGGAUCUAAUAGGGAACCCAAGGGGAUAGAAGUGGGGAGAUAAGAUUCUUUUUUUUUUUUUUUUUUUUUUGGCUUUUUAGGGCUGCACUUGCAGCAGAUGGAUAUUCCCAGGCUAGGAGGUCAAAUUGGAGUUACAGCUGCCAGUCUACGCCGCAGCCACACAGGAUCCGAGCCGCGUCUGCAACCUACACCACGGGUCAUGGCAAUGCCAGAUCCUUAACCCACUGGGCGAGGCCAGGCCAGGGAUCGAACCCACAACCUCAUGGCUUCUAGUCGGAUUCUUUUCCGCUGCACCACAACGGGAACGGCAUCCUUUGUCCUGACGUAGCAGCAUUUGCCCAAGGAGUUCAGGGUUAGGGUUGCUUCCCACUUCCCAUCAUGUUCUUCCACUGCUGUCGGAUAUAAGUCAUACAGCUGAUGCCCAGGUGAAUCCCUGGAGAAGGGUAAGAAUAAAGCUCCCAAGACAUGAAAGAGCUUGACACGCACUUGGCACACAAUACUCAGUACAUGGUUGGCUCUAUUUAUGGGAUGGUCUCAUUCUUGUUUAGGGAGGAAAGCAGAAAAGCAGUGGUUCCUGUUCAGCAGGUGUCCCUGUGCGUCUUGAGCGUGUCGAGUAGUCACCCUCUAACCUGUAAUACUUGAUCAGCACUAAGGGAAGUACAAAUUAUGAAGCUAGCAAAAGUCUGAGGCCAAAGGUAUUUCUGUCCUAACAGCUUUAAUAAUGCUUAUUGAUUUUGAAUCAUCUUUUUAAAAAGUGGACCAUUUACUUAUUUUAAUAUCAUCACUUCAGCAAAAUGGUAGUGUUGAAAAGAUCAGCUUUCAUGGCACUAAGGAAUGUAUCUGCUAAGACACAAAAGUUGCUUGGUGUGCAUGUGUAUGAGGCCGAGGAGGAAAGAUUGUAGGCGGAUGAAAAUUUAACAGACUGGAGUAUUUAUUCAGAAGUAUCCAUUGGGAAAGGGUGGGAUUCUUCCACUGAUGCGCCUCCUGCCUGUGUGUGUGUCUGCAUGUGUGUGUGUGUGUGUGUGUGUGUGCGCGCGUGCGUGCGUGUAGGUACUUGGGCACAGCUACGACAGUGUUUGGAAUUGUAGACAGAAGCAGCUGUUGAUCGGGUGACAGAGACAGACGAUUGUCCUCAUCUCGCUGGCGGGACCUCCUGAGGCGGAGCCCACCCUGCUCUCCAGGCAGACCCCUGUUCCUGCUCUGCGGUCUGCUCCGUCUCGUUUCGGUUGUGGUACUGAGCAUCAGCACUGCUCGAAGGUCCUCGCGUGUUAGCAUCACUAGUUCUGAGGAGUUUGGGUACAUUUGUUUCAGUAUAUGUAGAAGGUCCAGUAAACUUUCUCUCUCUCUUUUAAGCAAAAUGACUCAUUUUAGGUCCAAUAUUGAGCUGACAGAUCUACUGUGAGAAUGAGCUGACGUAUCUACUGUGAGAAUAACAUGAUAGUUUAUUUGAAAACUUCUGUACACAGUGGUGUUUAUAUAUCCAGAUAAAUAUAUAAACACGUAUGCAUGCAUGCAUCACAUCUCUCUACUGUAGAGGUAAUGUGAAUUUUUAAAUUUUAAAUGGAAUUGCAACCACAAUCAUUGCUAAAAGAACAUUCACUCCUAGUGAGGGUUUACAAAAGCCACUAAAAGAAUAAGGUAGACAGAUAAAAAUGCAAAGGGCCAUCAUUUGGGGUUAUUUUUAUUUAAAAAUUUAUUGUGCUACUUUUGAAAGAGAAUUGUUUUUAUUACUACGUUCUUUGUGAUUGGAAAGUCAUCUAAUAGUAAGCAGUGCAGUAAUAGGAAGCUACUUUUUAAUUGCUGGCAAACAGCUUUAAGUGCACUUUCUUUUAUUACACUUCCAUUUUUUGUUAAACUUGAAUUUUCUGAAGCCUUUUAUGUACCACUAAGCAAUUAACUUUAACUUUUAAUAAACCUGAUUUACAUCUUUAUUAUAUUUCUAAUUGCUAAAAAAACAUACUUUCUAAAGUUCAGUCCUCAAAUAUAGCUGGGAAACUUAUGAGAUAGAAUCACUUGCUGUUUUUUUCUUCUUUUAUCUAAUUAAGCACUAACAGAUUUUAGUACUAUAUUGCCUUUAUGUCGCUUAUUCUUAUUGACUGAAAUUUGUCCCUCAUCACUUUGUUUGAAAUUUAAAGUUAUUUUCUUACUGUAUUUAUCAUACCUACUGUUUUAAUAAUCUGCAUUCUUUAAAUGCAAUAAAUCCCAAGUGGAUUGCAUAUUCUUUUUAA
Sus scrofa (pig) is the source of this 8056-nucleotide messenger RNA. RefSeq names its product BMP2 inducible kinase (gene BMP2K). Gene Ontology annotation, molecular function: ATP binding; protein kinase activity. Gene Ontology annotation, biological process: protein phosphorylation. The record is from RefSeq and is a predicted model, not a curated record. Lineage: Eukaryota; Metazoa; Chordata; Mammalia; Artiodactyla; Suidae.